Molecule: messenger RNA, 4718 nt
Organism: Mastomys coucha (southern multimammate mouse)
Lineage: Eukaryota; Metazoa; Chordata; Mammalia; Rodentia; Muridae
Gene: Lrriq3
Product: leucine rich repeats and IQ motif containing 3
Exons: 9
Coding region: 234-2279 (681 amino acids)
Molecular function (GO): protein binding
Source: RefSeq, a predicted model, not a curated record
CUCGCCACGUCACCGCGGCCCUGGAAGCGCCCUGAGGCUUGGACCGCAAGGCUAGCGAGAGCAUGCGCAAGCGGCGUUUCCCGGGCAACGCUCUGUGGGGGGCAGAUGGGCGGGCACCUAGCAGUGGGGCGGCAAGGGGCGGUGGGUUCCAGCUUUUCCACGUCUGACAGCCCGCGGUGCGACCGAGGAGACCAUCUUGCCCACGAUAGUGGAUCCACCACCCAGAUGCCGAGAUGUUUCAUGGAACAAUCACAAAAGAGCUUACCAGCCAUGAGGAAUGGAGUCACUAUAAUGAGAAUAUAAUAGAAGAUCAGAAGGACUUUGUGUUUGUGAAGUACAUUGGCCUUCAUCUGAAGUCUAUGGAGAGCCUGCAGACCUGCAUCUCUCUGAGAGUGUGCAUCUUCUCUAACAACUUCGUCACUGACAUCCAGCCUCUGCAGAACUGCAAAAAGCUCAUCAAACUUGAUCUUCAUGGAAACCAGAUAAAGACUCUUCCAGAUAGAAAAUUUUGGAGUGGACUCAAGAACCUAAAACUCCUCUAUCUUCAUGACAAUGGAUUUGCCAAACUGAAGAACAUCUGUGUAUUGUCUGGUUGUGCGAGCCUCAUAGGGCUGACCAUGUUUGACUGCCCCGUGAGCCUGAAGAAAGGCUACAGGCAUGUUCUUGUCAACAGCAUCUGGCCUCUGAGAGCGCUGGACUACCAUGUGAUAUCCGACGAGGAAAUCAUUCAGAAUUGGCAUCUUCCAGAGAGAUUUAAAACAUUCAGCCGCAGUCUAUUCUUUAACCUGUACCCAGCACUGAUAAAGAAAGAGAGUAUCCAACAACACAGCUGGGCUGCACACCUCAGAGGCGUUGAGCCAUUUUCAACACAGCACUGUACAAGCCACUCUCAGAUACAGCAAGGCACCAGUUCAUACCAAUACUUUUCUGAGAGGAAGAUUACUAAGGGUACCACCUAUGAAGAUGAAAUAAAAAAUAUCAAACAUAUAAUUUCAAGGAUUAAUGAAAUUCUGGCUCAUAAUUCACCAGUGUUGAUUAUCCAGAGAUGGAUACGUGGUUUCAUAGUCAGGAAACACUUAAGCCCCUAUUUCACACGUAAGAAGCACCACCACAGCAAAGUGAUCAGGGUACUUGAAACAAAGUUGAUCUGCAUAGGCAGAAGUGAUGAAGACAAAUUCCUGGAGGAUAUCUUCCUUAUCAAGCCUGAAUCUAACAUAAAAGGGAAGGUGUCACACUGGAAGCAAAUGAGAUAUUCUACUGCUGACUUUAAAUAUUCUACUGAGUACAGAAAACACAUUUCCUCUCUUUCAUAUGAAUUGAAAACAAAAUAUAUUGAUGGAAAAUCAAAACAACCAAGACAUCACAUUCAGAAAGGUCAGAAGGAAAGGAAAGCUGAAUCUGAGGAUGAGGAAGUGGACAUCAAGUUUAGGAUAUCUGCGAUGAAAAUGCCUCUAUAUUCCUCCAGAUCAUUUAAGUACGGGGAAAUGCUGAAAGAGAUGAAAUGGGACUAUUUCCCGGAAUAUCUCCAGCCAUUUCCUGCCACUCGUCAGAGGCCACCAGUUAAAAGAGAGACUCAGCGGGAGCUAAAGGAAAGGAGAGAGUUUCUAGCCACGCAGAGGGCUGGCAUGAAGCUCCAAAUGUUUAAUGAUAUUGAUAAAUAUUACUCAAGACAAAAGCAGCAAGAGGAAGAAGCAGGAAAAUUUACAGCCACAGUUGCAGCACAAGAUGCCGAGGAAAGAACUAGGCUCAACAUUAGAGAAAAUUUAAGUAAGAAAAUUUUUAUGGCAAGAAAACUAAUGGAAAAGGAUAAUGAGACAAUUCAGAAAGGCUUACAGCGAAUUUGGAAGGAGAGACUCACUUACUUGGAAAAAGUUAGAGAGCGGAAAUCUAUGUUUCUAGCUGAAAAAAAACUAAAUGCUGCAGACCAGUCUUUAGUCCUUUCCCUCAACAAUGAGAGGUCCAUUCUGCUCAAAGGAAUCGUUCAAGUGGACAGACUGAAGCAAAAGUUGUCUGAAAUAAAAGCAAAGCACUUAGAUGUUAUUGAAAAGUGGGAAAAACAAAAACAUAGGCAGAAUUUGUUGAUGGAAAUGAAGAAACUAAGGGCGAAAGAAAUCCAUAAAAGGCACUGUGAAGAGAAAUUUGUUAUUGAUACACUCAUCUUACAAAAAGGCUGUGAAAGACUUGAGGAGGCUAAAGCAAAAGUUGAAUUUAUUAAGACAUAUUAUACCUCUAAGCCUCACAAAAAGAAUACUAAUGCAGCAAUGCUAGAUCAUAUCUGAUGAUAGCUGUGAAUUGUGAUCACUAUUUUCACUUAACAGAUCUUGAGAUCAUACUUGGAAGCCAUGCUCUACACAAGACAGAGCUGGGGAUAGCCAUGUUCAGGAUUAGAGAUAAGAUCUCCCCAAGUGCUUCUGAUACUUACUACAAUGCAAAUCCUGUUGACUUCGUACUCAUGAAUGGUCACUAUGUAUCUAUGCACCCAAGAGGAGAUCAAAGCUGUAUGACUCCUUCAUGCUAAACUCCUCUAAAGAGUGCAGAUUUUCAUCGCUCUAACAAUGACAAGUUGUAAAGCUACUUUCAAUAUUCUUUGGUAAUUUUUUACCUUAUUGCCAACAUUUACUAAAAUAUAUGCAGUAAAACUUUAAUUACCAAAUUUCAUAUAUUGAAAUAUAUUUCCUGUUUAUCUUAUUAAAAUAAUUUUUAAUUUUUUUAAGUUUUCAAAAUAAAAGUUUCACCAAUGUAUCAACUACUUAUAUUAAUAAAAAUUAAAAGACAUAUUAUGGAAAUUGAACAUGCUACCAUCAUCCUUGAAGACAAACCUGUGUUUAGUUUUGGUGUGUUUGUGCUUUUAGCAGAGAUAUGAGCAUGGGGAAGAGAAAAAAGAAUCAAAAGGAAAAUGUAUAAAAGUAUAUUACAAUAAUCACAGACUAUACAGAAAUGGCACUAAGUGUUUCACACUGGUGGUAGAAAAUUUGAAAAAUAGGAAACAUUGAAAAUGUAAAAAUCUCUUGUUUAAUAACCUUUCAUCAUCCAGGACAAUAAACUCAAUGAUGUCAUUGUGACAUCAUUGGGUAGGGUACUGUUCAAAUCUCUCUCUAAUUUUUACCAACUAUAGUCACAGGCAUUAAUUGUAGUAAUAUUUCAGGUGCUCUCUGGUUUUAUAAGUCUAUUACUUUAUAAAAAUGAAGUGUAUUACAAAUGCAAUUCUUCAUGUGUGCUUCAAUGCUGGACAAUUAUCAAACGUGAGUAUUACUUUCAAAAAAUGCUAGUGAUUUAUUUAAGUCCACAGAAUGAGUUCCACUGUCCUGCUAAUUAGCAGAUGAGUAACAUGCAAUUCAUUUGGUAUUUUAAUCAUUCUGUAGAGUUGAUACAGAAAGCCACACAGAGCAGUCUUCCAUAGCAAAUGAAUAAAUGAGCAAAUGUCUGUUACUCUUGUUUUCUAUUCACUUUUGAAAGUUAUAUGCCUGUGUUAUAUAUUUAACAAAAUAGUAAUCUUUAUCAGUUAGUGUUAUUUUAAGAUAUAGAUGUGGCAUGAAACCUGUAUCAAACAGCAUGGUAUUUUGACAAAGUGAGCAUUUCCUGAAUGUCAGUCCAUAGAAGUGGGAGUGAGUAUGCUUUUCCAUUCACAGAAGCUUUUGUUAAGUCUGUAGGCACUAUUUGAUAAAUGCUCAUUCAUGUGAUGGAUUAAGAACAAUUUAUUCAUUUUGGUAUUGACAUUGACUAUAUAUUUUUCUCUUCUCCCAUUCUAUAUCUUAGAGUUCUUAAUCUCAUAACAUACACCCAAUAAAUUCUUGACCAGUUCUAUUCAACUCUGAGCUAACAGGGAAAGAACAUUCUACUCUCUAGGCCUCAAGUGCUUCAUACUAAAGUGGAUAAAUCACACACACACACACACACACACACACACACACACCACAGAAUGCUUUUUCUGUAUGUAUGUGGUGUCAUUAUGUGCUGUCUUAAGUUGGUAUCAUUAUUCCUCACUGUUCACAACUUGAAGAGUCUCAAAUCUGUGUCCUAUGUCAUAUCUCUAGUACUAAUGUCUCUGAUAUUUACAAAGUAUAAGCAUGAUGUCCUUCAUUUAAGGCCUGAAAACAUUUUAAAGUACAUAUUAAAAUUAAAGUUCUUUGUGUUUCACAUCUUCCUCCCUCCAACACUCUGAGCCUCCAGUACUUCCCAGCAUCAUACAUAUGCUUCACGAAACCCAGGACCCACACAGGAGGAGGGAACUGAGUCCUGAAUGCUGAGCUAUGACUUCCAUAUGGGUGCCAUGUCUUAGUCACACACACACACACACACACACACACACUAACACAUACGUGUGCACACGUGAAAUAUUGUAAAAAUAUUGGUAACUGUCUUAAAAGAAUAAAUCUCAAAGUUGUGUUAGUUUGCAUGUUUGCAUUUUCUGGAAGCCUAAAGAUGUUUAACAGUUUUUGAAAGUUUUUCUCAGCCAUUUGAGUUUUUUCUUUUGAGAACUCAUAGUUUUAUGUACCAUUUUAAACUUGGAUUAUUUACUUCCUUGAUGUGCAGCUUUUUUUUCAGUUGUUUAUAUAUUUUAGAUAUUAACACUCUUUCAGAUAUGUACAUAAUUGUAUAAUUCAGAUGUAUAUGCAGUUUGUAUAUAACUGUAUAUGUAAUUGUAUAUAAUUGUAUACUUGUAUAAUUAUACAUUUUGUAUGCUAUCACUUUGCAAAAAAUGUUGGUGUGGUUUGAUU